Messenger RNA from Alexandromys fortis (reed vole), 2351 nucleotides. RefSeq names its product gonadotropin releasing hormone 1 (gene Gnrh1). Gene Ontology annotation, biological process: multicellular organism development. Gene Ontology annotation, molecular function: gonadotropin-releasing hormone receptor binding; gonadotropin hormone-releasing hormone activity. NCBI's taxonomy places the organism in Eukaryota, Metazoa, Chordata, Mammalia, Rodentia, Cricetidae. Bases 1849 to 2208 code for a protein of 119 amino acids. The transcript has 3 exons. The record is from RefSeq and is a predicted model, not a curated record. Gene Ontology annotation, cellular component: extracellular region.
AGCCAGUGAUGGGAUUAGCAUCCUACUAGUGAAGUUGACAAUCUUAGCUGUAUAAAAAUCAAAUACCGUGUUUUUUUUUUUUUUUUCAAAGCAUUUUAUAGCUCGGGUAGCAUAACAGAUUUUACAAUGUAUUGCACAUAGAGGCUUCAUCCUGUAUCAGAUAAAAUAUCGUGGAAGCUGAAACCGAGGCUGGUCUGCCAAACCUGUUUGUUAUAAGGCUCUUUCUUCAUUCAGUGACUUCGGCGAAACCUGUAUGUGGUGAAUGCUGCUCAGAUGCAAAGAGUUGUUAACAGGCAAGAGGCAGAGAACUGAGCUCCACGACUAUAGUCAGGGUAAAGACAGGAAAACUUAUUAUAUUCGUGUGUUUGAAUGUGUGUAUGAAUGUGCCACUCCGCAUGUGCACGGGGUUAGAGGACCACUUGAGAGAAUCGGUUUUCUUAUUCCAUCCACCCUGUGGGACCCUGGGGUUGAACCCAGUUCAUCAGUAUUGACAGCAACCUCUACCCACUGAGCCAUCUCACUGGUGCAAACUUAGAUUUUUUUCUUUUAGCUUGGAAACAACACUAUGAUUAUCUGAUUUAAAUUUUUCCCUUUACAGAGACUCAAAUGCCAAGACUAGCUCUUCAACUUUAUUUAUUUAUUGCCUAACUUCCCUUUGCAUGUGUGUGUGUGUGUGUGUGUGUGUGUGUCUUUACCCAAGACAUUGAUUUUCCUUGAACUCUCCAUAGGGCUGCCAGUUUCCUCGGGAGCACACAAAGUAGCUGGAUUCUAAUCCCUUAGAAUGGCGACUGCAGCUGUCUUAGCUAAGAUUUUAAUGACCGGGUUUAAGUAAAUGUAACAGAUAGACCAGCAGGUGUCCCACUUACAUUCGCCAUUAAAAGGCUUUUUGUGAGGAUUUCAAACGUUAUCAUUAAAGCCAUCAUCUUUGCGGCGCUCCAUCUUGUCAUUCACCAGCGGGGGAAGAUUUCAGUGUCCCAGAAAAAGAGUUCAUAUAAAAAGGAAGCCAGGAGAACAGGAACAUCGCAGCAUUCAUCCCAACCAAAGGAAGCUUGGCAUCUCUUUGGCUUUCACUUCCCAACAGGUAAAAUUCUUUGUAUUCCUAGCACUAUUUUUAAUGUUGCUUGUUGUUUAUGUCUAAAGGGUCUUUUGCACUCGAUGAUUAAAGUCUAGAUGUGAUAGUAUCCAAGGAAGCCUUGCCCUUCACUGACUGACCUUAUCAACCACCAGCCUUGGGGGAGAUCCAACCUUGGAGGAGCCCAGCAGCUCAUGGCCCAUUGUUAGACAUUGGUUUUAGUGUUAUCCCCAUCAGAUGAAUUUAAAGGCACAUUUUUAUCAACCAAACCUAGGUUUCCUUGGCAAGAGGGGCAUCUGAUCUAGGUGUCUCCAUCUAGAUCAGUAUCGAGUUCUCUCUUGGUCUUGAAGCUGGUCCAGCCAGCUGUAAUGCCUUAGAGAUUAGAUGACAGUCAGAAACACUUCAGCAGUGCCACAGGGCAGCCAUUUUAUUACCUUUUAUUACCCAGAGACAUCUAGGAGGAACUCCUGUUUCAGAGCAGACGGCCCAGUUCUAACCUCGUGGAUGACAACGUUGAGAACUGCUUUGUAAUACGGAGGGUACAGGCAAAGUGAAUUUGGUAAGGGAUGAAUUAUGGGUUCCAGGUAGCCAAACAAAAAUAAAAACGAGCUACGUUGCCACAAAAAAAAGCAGAAGAUGCCAGAAGAAGUACAGGUGUUUGUCCCCAAUGUCUAAGAAGCUCAGGAGAGGCAUAUGCCCCUGUGUUUCACUGCCUGCAUGGAAUACAUGUCAGCCGCACGACUCCCCCUGCAGCUUCUGUAGGGUCAGUGGGCCAGAUGCUGGUCUCUCUGCUAAGCACUCUGUUUUCACUCACUUCAGUCUGGGGCUGUCAUGAUUGUUUCUUGAUGUGCCUUAGAGUGGAGAUGAUCCCCAAACUUAUAGCUGCUGUUCUUCUGCUGAGUCUGGGUUUGGAAGGCUGUUCCAGCCAGCACUGGUCCUAUGGGUUGCGCCCUGGAGGAAAGAGAAGCGCGGAACACCUGGUCGAUUCUUUCCAAGAGAUGGGCAAAGAGGUGGAUCAACCGGCAGAACCCCAGCACUUCGAAUGCACUGCCCACUGGCCCCGCUCGCCCCUCAGGGACCUGCGAGGAGCUCUGGAAAGUCUGAUCGAAGAGGAAACCAGGCAGAAGAAGAUGUAAGUGCACUGGCCCUGAAGGAUCCACAACACCCAAGUAUGACGUGGACAUUUUAAAAUGUGACCUGUUAUAGAUCUGUACUUGUGGGUUUCAGCAUUUCUAUGCCCAGUGGCAUGGAUUUCAUAAUAAAGCAAUGUGUUGUGGAU